CAAAGGGGAGCGACCGGCCAGCCAAACCCAAACCUGUCCCGUGGCGAGGCGACUGGCGAGUCGUCGGAGCGGACACGGAACUCGCCUUGCUCGCCCCCUUUCGUCUUCCGGUCCGGCGGCCCGUCUCUCCGCCGCGCGAUGGCGGCGGCUCCGGCUCCCGCGGCGGCCGCGGCGUCGAGGGCAGCGAGGGUGGGGCUGCUCUACGACGAGCGGAUGUGCGCGCACGCGACGCCCGACGGGGAGGAGCACCCAGAGAACCCCGAGCGGCUGCGCGCCAUCUGGCGAAAGCUCAACGCCGAGGGCGUCGCGUCCAGGUGUGUGGUCCUUAAGGCGAAGGAAGCUGAGGACAAGUAUAUAGCUUCUGUUCAUAGCAAUAACCAUAUAAAGCUGAUGAAGGAAAUUAGCUCGAAGAAAUAUGAUUCCAGCAGAAACAAGAUUGCUAGGAAAUAUAAUUCCAUUUACUUCAACAAGGGUUCCUCGGAGUCUGCUGUUCUUGCAGCUGGUUCUGUCAUCGAGGUAGCUGAGAAAGUUGCUGCAGGUGAGUUAUGUUCUGCUAUUGCACUAGUCAGACCUCCAGGCCAUCACGCCGAACAUGAUGAGGCAAUGGGAUUUUGCCUCUUCAACAAUGUGGCAGUCGCAGCUAAUUAUCUCUUAAAUGACAGGCCUGAUUUAGGUAUCAAGAAGAUAUUGAUUGUCGACUGGGAUGUUCACCAUGGAAAUGGCACACAGAAAAUGUUUUACAAUGAUCCACGUGUAUUGUUCUUUUCAGUUCACAGAUUUGAUUAUGGAAGCUUCUAUCCUGCUGAAGGGGAUGCUUCUCAUUGUUUCAUUGGAGAAGAAGCUGGUAAAGGGUAUAACAUUAAUGUUCCUUGGGAGCAUGGGAAGUGUGGUGAUGCCGAUUAUGUUGCUGCAUGGGACCACAUAUUGCUUCCUGUCGCUGAAGCCUUUGACCCUGAUAUAAUACUGGUAUCGGCUGGGUUUGAUGCAGCAUUGGGUGACCCUCUCGGUGGUUGCUGCAUCACACCGAAUGGAUAUGCACUACUACUAACAAAGCUAUUAGGGUUUGCUAAAGGAAGGAUAGUGAUGGCCCUUGAAGGAGGUUAUAAUCUUAGGUCCAUAGCAAAUUCUGUUUUUGCUUGUGCAAAAGUUCUCUUGGGAGACAAAUUCACAUUCAGCUCUCCAGAGAUGCAGCCAUUUGAAUCUACAUGGAGAAUUAUACAAGCGGUACGCAAUGAAUUGAAAACAUGCUGGCCUGUUUUGAGUAGCAAGCUACCAGAGAAUUUAUCAUUGAGGGUUAAGCCUUUACCAAGUGAGCUCUACGCUUCCUCUGAUUCUGAGCCUGACGGUGAAGAUGUCGAUGAGCUCUCUGGUGCUGUUUCAUCUGUCAAUGUCAUCCAAUUUGCUGAUGAUGCUAUAAGUGAUCACCUCUCAAAAAUGAAACUUGAUGAAGAAAACCUUGCGGUGAAGACUGCCUCAAGUUGCUCAACAGUAGAACAUCAUCCAACUGAUUUAGUAGAGGUAGAUAAAGAUGGAUCUGUGGUACUGUCCAAAAGAAUAUCUGAUUUUUCUCUCGCUUGGCGAUCAGAUUUAUCAAGAACUCAUGUCUGGUAUGCCAGCUUUGGUUCAAACAUGUGGAAGCCAAGGUUUCUAUGCUAUAUUCAAGGGGGGAAGGCUGAUGGUAUGAGUAUACCGUGCUGUGGAUCACGUGACACAAGCCCACCGAGAGGAACCAUGUGGAAGACUGUGCCUCAUAGACUGCUUUUCGGUAGAUCAUCUACCCCUUGCUGGGGAACUGGCGGUGUUGCUUUCCUCAACCCUGAGAUAAACUACAACGAGAAGUCUUAUGUCUGCAUGUACAAAAUAACGCUGGAGCAGUUCAAUGAUAUCUUGUUUCAAGAGAAUCGUUUAGUGCUGGAGGAUGGCAAAAAUGGAAAUGUUGUGUAUCCUGACUCUCCUUUGAUUGGUUUAUCUGAAGUGGAGUUUAUGUCUACCAACAAAGCUAUUCAUCUUGAACCUAUCAAGGAUAGCUGGUACUCCAAUGUACUUUAUCUUGGGGAUGAGGAUGAGCUUCCAACUCUUACUAUGACGUGCCCCUCAUCAGAUAUUGAGCGGUACAAAUCUGGUGAGCUGCCUCUAUCGCCUCCAUCAAAGACCUAUGCAGCCACUCUGAUAAAGGGACUAGUGGAAGGGGAGCAACUGGAUGCGGAUGGAGCUGCCAACUACAUCAAUGCUGCUGCUGCAAGAGGCUUGUGAAGGCUGCUUCAGCGUGGACUCUGUACAGCCACUCAGCCAGUAGGGUAUAGAAGGAUAUGGUAUUUUGUUAGCGUGUGAGGACACCGAUUGAGGACCAGGAGUGCUGUCCAGGCUUCAUUCUCCUCAAAUGCUGAGAAUCUGGAUCCCAUUUAAAUUGGGCAGGGUCGUUAAACCUUGCCCUAGCUUGAUCAUUGGUGAUCUCCCCUGAUAGGUUAAUUGGACGGGAGAAACACUAGCUGCGUUGGGGGUGGAGCAGCUGUAUCUGUGACCUGUGAGUCGCAACAGGUACUGCGCUGAUGCUUUUGUUUGAUAUGGUUUUCUGGUGAUGUUAUUAUUACUUGCACCACUA
Molecule: messenger RNA, 2602 nt
Organism: Panicum virgatum (switchgrass)
Lineage: Eukaryota; Viridiplantae; Streptophyta; Magnoliopsida; Poales; Poaceae
Product: histone deacetylase 5-like
Exons: 13
Coding region: 139-2253 (704 amino acids)
Biological process (GO): chromatin organization
Cellular component (GO): histone deacetylase complex
Molecular function (GO): histone deacetylase activity
Source: RefSeq, a predicted model, not a curated record